GGGGUGAGGCAGGAAAUGGGAGGGGCGCCAGUAGCCUUUAUCUCCCGGGGAGAGGGGCAGAGACCACAGUCAGAGAGCCGGCUUCAGCUCCUUCUUUACGGCAAGGCAAAAAGGCUCCAAUUCAAAGCCCUCAGGAUGAAGAAGACAGCGGAUGGCGCCCAGGUGAUGAAGGAAGGCGUGCUGGAGAAGAGAGGCGAUAACCUGCUCCAGCUCUGGAAGAAGAAGUACUGCGUGCUGACCCAAGACUGCCUCCAGCUCUUCCCGGACUCCCAGAAACGGUCCCGGAGCAAGGACCUGAGCCUGCAGGAGAUCCGGACGGUGGACUGCGUGGAGAGAACGGGCAAGUACAUCUACUUCACCGUGGUCACCACCGACAACAAGGAGAUGGACUUCAGGUGCCUAGCGGAGGGCUGCUGGAACUCGGCUAUCACUAUGGCCGUCAUUGAGUUCAAGAAUAAGAAAGCCAUACAGAGUUUCAGGUCGCGGCAGGACGCCGAGGUGCUCAGUGCGGGCCAGCAGGAGAAGCUGCUGGGAAGGGCUCCCUAAACGCAUGCUCCACAGGUUGGUCAUAUUGAUUGUGGAAGAAACGUCUGUGAGUGAGCAAGUGGAUGAAGACACCCAGGAGAUUGAGAGCCAUUUUAAGUGACUUCAGUUUCGUCCUCUGUGCUGCUUCUGCCGGAUGGAUCCAAGCUGCUGUAAUCGGCCACCGGACACCCAGGAUCUGACGCCUGGCUGAAGUGAGCCUGUGGGGCUGACUGGAAAUCUGCUUCUUUAUUUAUUUAUCUAUUGCAGAAUCCAAGAACAUUUAUAAUCUUGCAUCAAGUUAUCUUAUAAAUUAUUUUGUAAUCUAAUUUUGCAUAUUUAUUAAAGUGUUUUUUUAAAAAAUGAA
Molecule: messenger RNA, 889 nt
Organism: Pristis pectinata (smalltooth sawfish)
Lineage: Eukaryota; Metazoa; Chordata; Chondrichthyes; Rhinopristiformes; Pristidae
Product: pleckstrin homology-like domain family A member 2
Exons: 2
Coding region: 16-546 (176 amino acids)
Biological process (GO): positive regulation of apoptotic process
Molecular function (GO): phosphatidylinositol phosphate binding
Source: RefSeq, a predicted model, not a curated record